GGCAGUUGUCUUAGAUUUUUGUUAUUGCUGUUACGGCGAUCAUUUUCGGAUUACGAUUUCAAACUUCAAGUUUGCAGGAGUUAACUCAUUGUAUUAACUAGGAAAUCUUGGAGAUAAAGUAUACGCCAUCAUGUUUAAGAUUCUUCUAAUGUUCCAAGUACCAAAUGCCGUUGUUCAUGCAUUACAAGAACAUCUACUUACACUGGCUUGAGUUUGAUUGAGAAAACUUGCACUGGCGUAAAAAAAUAAGAUCUAAAAUAUUCUGAAAAAAUGGACUUAAAGCAAUCAGUAGCAGACCAAUUUACAAAUUUGCAUCCAUGUAUGCCUGUGAACACACGGAUCGCCAUAUUAGGAGGUGGGCCUAGUGGUUUAUCAGCCGCUUAUGCACUUGCUAAGCUUGGGUAUAAUAAUGUGACCCUUGUAGAGAAAUACCACACAGUCAGCGGCAUGUGUGAAUCAGCUGAGAUCGAAGGGAAAGUUUAUGACCUCGGAGGUCAAGUUCUCGCAGCAAAUAGUGCUCCCACUAUUUUUCACUUAGCGAAAGAACUCGGGUCUGAACUGGAAGAAAUGGACUCUCAUAAACUGGCCCUAAUCGACAGUUCAACCGGGAAAUAUGAAGACAUAAAAGUUGCUGAUGAUUAUCUCGCUGUCGUUUCAUUGACCUUAGAACUCCAGGAUAAGGCAAAGAAUUCAGGUCGAAAUGGAGUUCAUGCGAUUAGCGAGUUUGCUUCAGAACAAGUUCCUGAAUUCCUGGAAACUAAAGGACUAAAAUCUGUUCCAAAUUCAGUUGUUUACGGAUACACUGCUUCUGGUUACGGAUUUGUUGAAGAUAUGCCGUAUGCUUACAUUCACGAGUUCACACGAACUUCGAUGGCUGGUAAAAUACGACGUUUUAAGGGUGGCUACAUGGGAUUCUGGCAGAAAUUGAGUAAAUCUCUUCCCGUUAAUAUUCAAUGCAACACUGAAGUUUUAGCCAUUAAACGCAACUCCUCAAGUGUGUCGGUCAACAUCAAGAAUAGUAUCGGGGAAGUUGAAACUGUCGAGUUUGAUAAAGUCAUCAUUUCCGGCGCUUUUCCUUUCACAAAUGGGAAAAUGUACAGAUCACCAACCUAUGUUUCACCAGAAACUAAUAAGGGGUUGAUGGAUUUGAGUGAUCUUGAGAAGGAGUUGUUUAGUAAAGUGGAGACGAUAGAUUACUAUACGACCGUCAUGAAAAUAAAAGGGCUAGAUCAUUUGCCGAUAGGGUUUUAUUACUUUGCUGAGUUCAUGAAUCCUUCAACUAUAGGAAAUCCGGUGGCGGUUCAGAAAUUUUAUGCUGAUACAGAUAUAUAUCUUUUUUGGUCUUAUGGUAACGCUGUUGAUGUUACGGGACCACGGGUCACUGAACUUGCAACUGAAGUGGUUAACAGCAUGGGGGGUCAAGUUGAGAGUGUUAUAUUGCAGCGACGAUUUAAAUAUUUUCCUCAUGUUAGUAGCCAAGAUAUGAAGGAUGGAUUUUAUAAUAGAAUGGAGAAUGAACUUCAAGGUCAACAGAACACUUACUAUGUAGGUGGACUUGUUGCAUUUGAGCUUACAGAGCGAAAUUCAUCGUAUUCUAUGAAUCUAAUUCGCAAACACUUUGCGAAUGAUGAUCCUUUGCCGAAAUUUCCAUACGUGAAGAGAUUGUUUCCGCUUUUAUCGGAUAGUUGGGACAGGAACCCAGAACCGUUGGAUGAAUAUCCGGGGGUAACAUUCCCCGACUUAAAUAGCCUUGAUGGCUAUUUAAAGCACUGGGGAACUCAUGAACUAACUCGAGAAAAAACGCUCUACACUUGGAUCAAUGAUGAUGGCGAGGAAGCAUACAAGAGGACAUAUGCCGAACUUAAUGCCAAUGCUUCUUGCAUUGCUCAUAAGCUGUUAACGGGCUCAAAGCCCGUUAUCAGACCUGGUGACCGGGUCUUGUUGCUCCAUGUUCCCGGGCUCGAUUUUGUAGACGCUUUUUUCGGUUGUUUACGAGCCCGAGUACUCCCCGUUCCUGUUCUUCCUCCUGACCCCCUUCAAAGAGGUGGCCAGGCACUUUUGAAGUUAGAAAAUAUCGCUAAGUCGAGCAAUGCAAAGGCGAUAUUAUCGACUGUGCUUUACCAUGGCGCUGUAAGGGCGGGGAACGUAAAGAACUUGAUCUCGUUGUCUAGUAAAGGCGGAAAAAGCUCCGCAAAGUGGCCUAACCUUCCAUGGAUACAUACCGAUUCACUUGUGAAGAAUGCUAAAGGCGCUAACUUCGACAUUAAAGACGAUUCUGAACCGAUGAGGGACGAUCUUUGUUUUCUUCAGUUUACUUCUGGAUCAACUGGUGAUGCUAAAGGGGUUAUGAUAACACAUGGUGGGUUAAUCCAUAAUGUUAAGUUGAUGAGAAAGAGAUAUCAAAGCACGUCGAGAACGGUUUUAGUAAGUUGGCUUCCUCAGUACCACGACAUGGGCCUGAUCGGUGGGCUUUUUACGUCUCUUGUGAGCGGCGGUUCUGCAAUUCUUCUCUCGCCAAUGACAUUCAUUGUGCAUCCGUUAUUAUGGCUUCAAACGAUGAGCAAGUAUCGCGCCACUCACAGUGCUGGCCCAAACUUCGCAUUCGAACUUGUGGUCAGAAGAUUAGAGGGUGCCAAAGAUAAAGUGCUGGAUUAUGAUCUUUCUUCUAUGAAGUUUCUCAUGAUUGCUGCCGAACCCGUUAGGCAAAAAACUCUCAUGAAGUUUAUUCAGCUCACCGCACCGUUCGGCCUUUCUCAACAUGUAAUGGCUCCUGGUUACGGAUUGGCCGAAAAUUGUGUUUAUGUUUGUUGUGCAUAUGGAGAGAAGAAGCCCAUUUUGAUAGAUUGGCAAGGAAGGGUAUGCUGCGGUUAUGUUCAUCCGAGUGACGAAGAUGUUGACAUUAAGAUAGUUGAUCCAGAAACUUGUUUAGAACAUGACGAGCCCGGGAAGGAAGGAGAGAUAUGGAUUAGCAGCCCGAGUGCGGGGAUCGGGUACUGGGAGAAAGAAGAAUUGAGUCAAAGUACUUUCAAGAAUUCACUCGAAAACUGUUCGGGUAAAAUAUAUACAAGAACUGGUGAUUUGGGAAGGAUAAUAGAUGGAAACUUGUUCAUCACUGGAAGAAUAAAAGAUCUUAUUAUUGUUGGUGGAAGAAAUAUAUACUCAGCUGAUAUCGAAAAGACGGUUGAAAGUGCUUCGGAGUUUUUACGCCCCGGUUGCUGCGCUGUGAUUGGUGUCCCGGAGGAAACGUUAUCAACGAAGGGGAUAUCGGUUCCGGAUGGUUCCGAUCAAGUUGGUUUGGUUGUGAUUGCCGAGGUUAGAGACGGUAAACCCGUUAACAAAGAAGUGGUUCAACAAAUUCAGGCCCGGGUUGCAGAAGAACAUGGUGUCUCUAUCGCUUCUGUUAAACUGAUCAAGCCGCGAACCAUCAGUAAAACGACUUCUGGAAAGCUAAAACGAUUUGAAUGUCUUAAACAGUUUACUGAUGGAACUUUGAAUCUUGUCCCGGAACCGAUAGUGACCAAGAAAAGGUUGAUGAGGUCGUACACAACCGGAACAUGUCGAGAAGGGAAUACACCCAGGCCUGAUUUCGUGGCGAAUCGCCCGUUGCCGGAUGCUGGGCCGAGUCACAAAGAGAUUGAAGAGUUUUUGAAAGGUUUAGUUUCUGAGCAAACCGGGAUUUCGGUCAACAAGAUCUCAACAACGGAAGGUUUGACGUCUUACGGGAUUGACUCGAUUGGCGUCGUUAGAGCUGCACAGAAGCUUUCGGAUUUUCUUGGAGUUCCUGUUGGUGCAGUUGAUGUAUUUACAGCCACUUGCAUUUCAGAUUUAGCAAGCUUCUCGGAAAAUCUUGUGAUGAAGUCUCAACCGAACCAAACAACUCAACCGUUUUCUGUUGUUACAGACCACGGAGACGAAGGUAACGUUGACUUGUUGACCGAGGUCUCAACGCUACACCAGUUUGGUAUCUGGACAUUACAAAUAUUGGCACUUGUGUAUAUGUGCAUGAUGCUUGUUCUUCCGGCUUAUCAAUCGAUUUCCAUGUUCAUGAAGUUUAUUCCUUCUGGACAUUCAUGGACGGGGUAUAUAACUUCUUUACUUAUCGCUCCCAUUGUUUGGAUCUUCUGCAUAUUCGCGACUUGCAUCUCAGUGGCGUUCUUUGGUACAUCGUUUCUCCAGCCAAAUUACGCUUUGACCCCUGAGGUCUCCAUAUGGUCAAUGGAUUUUGUGAAGUGGUGGACUCUUUACAAGGCCCAAGAUAUUGCUUCUAAUGUCAUGGCGGUUCAUUUGAGGGGGACGGUUUUUUUGAAAUACUGGUUUGAGUUGUUUGGUGCAAGAAUCGGUUCAUCAGUUCUAUUAGAUACAGUCAAUAUUACGGAUCCGGCUCUCGUUUCUAUAGGAGAUCAAGCUGUGGUUGCCGAAGGAGCAUUGAUUCAAGGACAUGAAGUGAGAAAUGGAGUUUUGAGUUUUAUGCCAAUUAGGAUCGGUCAACGCUCUGAAAUCGGUCCUUACGCUGUGAUCCAAAGAGGAAGCAUUUUAGGUGAAGAGGCUAAAGUUGGAACUUUACAGAAAACGGAAACCGGAAAGCCUGUUUCUAGAUCAGGCAGGCGCAAAAACGUUCAAAAGGAUGUGGCGAACGAUACUCAAACCGAAGCGAUCUAUCACCUGAUGGGUAUUUAUGUGGUCGGGUUUCUUAGUUCUCUUUCAGCCGCAAUUGCAUACUUCCUUUAUGUCUCUAUAUAUCAAGAAUCACCAUCUCUUAAACACUUCUCAUUUCUCUGUGUUGCCGGGGCUUUUCACUGGCUUCCUUUCACCAUCAUUGCGUAUGCAGCCAUGAUCUUCACUACCUCGGUGCACCCACUGACCUUUGCCACAACACUAUCCGCCGGUUACCUCGCUCAUGGCUUGAUCCUCAGCCUUUUAACCUGCACCGUCACACGGUUUCUUGACAAAGAAGACGAAAGCCCGUUUGAACAGUGGCUUCGCCACAGAAUAAACAUUGCUUGCCAUCUCAGAUUCGCUAAGCUUCUUUCUGGAACCGAAGCCUUCUGCGUGUACUUGCGACUGUUGGGUGCUAAAAUCGGAAACCAUUGUUCGAUUCGCGCCAUUAAUCCGGUUUCAGACCCGAGGUUGAUUUCACUUGGUGCUGGUGUUCAUUUGGGUGACUUUAGCAGGAUAGUCGCUGGGUUUUAUGCGAGAAACGGGUUCAAAAGUGGGAAUAUCAAAGUCGAUGAUAACGCAGUGGUUGGGAGUCAAAGCAUUUUGCUUCCGGGUUCAGUUGUUGAAAACAGCGUGAUUCUUGGAGCUCUUUCGGUCGCUCCAGUUGAUUCGGUUCUCAAACGGGGCGGUGUUUACAUCGGGUCUGAAACUCCUGUUAUGAUAAAGAACACCAUGCAUGAUUUAGACGACCGCAUUGAAGAAAUGGACAUGAAAUACAAGAAGAUUGUCGGUAAUCUAGCUGCUAAUCUUGCUGCCACUACUCUUAAAGUCAAGUCAAGAUACUUUCAUCGGAUCGGAGUUAGUGGAAAGGGUGUUCUCAAGAUUUACGACAACAUAACCGGGUUCCCGAAUCACAAAAUCUUUUACCCCGGGAAGAAUUACCCUGUGAUUAUCAGACACAGUAACAGCUUAAGUGCAGAUGAUGAUGCAAGAAUCGAUGCACGCGGUGCAGCUGUGAGAAUACUAACUGAAACCGGACCUGAAACUCCGCUUCUUGACCUGACUUUGAAAAGUGGCAAUGCAUUCUACGCGAGAACGAUCUCUGAUUUUGCCACAUGGCUUGUUUGUGGGUUGCCAGCUAGAGAGCAGCACGUGAAGCGGGUCCCGCAUGUGCGUGAUGCUGUAUGGACAUCUCUUCGAAACACGGAUUCAUUCACUAACCUGCAUUACUUCUCAAACAUAUGCAGGCUUUUUCGGUUUGAAGAUGGAAGUGAAAUGUAUGUGAAGUUUAAACUAAGACCUUUUGAUGAUAAGAUCACUGAAGAUUCGGGUAAGGUUGAACCGAUUGGAAUUCUUCCUCCAGAAACUGGUGCAAUUCCAAGAGAUGUUAAUGACAAACGGCCACCGCUUUUCCUUGCUGAUGAUUUUAAAACCCGUGUGAGUCAGCCGGGUGGUGUCCGGUAUAUUUUCCAGUUACAGUUCCGACCCGUGCCCAAUGAUGAUGUCACCAAAGAUGUCGCCCUUGAUUGCACAAAACCAUGGGACGCGACAGAAUUCCCAUACGUCGAUGUGGGAGAGAUAACGAUCGACCAGAACAACACUCAACAACAAUCUGAGGAACUGGAGUUUAAUCCUUUUCUCAGAUGCAAUGAGGUGGAUGUUAUUCGCGCCACGUCAGCUUCGCAAAGUGCUUCAAUCGAUCACGGCCGUUCAUUGAUAUAUGAAAUAUGUCAGCAUUUGAGAAAUGGUCAACCGCUUCCUGAGUCCUGGAGGAAUUUCAUAGAGCAGUCAGACGUCAAAGUUGACCUGUCGGGAUGUCCAAUGGCAGCCACAUUAGCGACGGAAAACAAGUCAACCGAAGUGACUCUCACAAGAACUUGGUAUCAAACUUCAUGGACGCUAUUCGGUCAACCUUUGUUGCAGACAUUCUUGCCUUACUACCUUAUGGGAUUACUAAUCGCGGGUCCUCUAAACUUAAUGUUUUAUGUAAAAGAAAAGAACGGGUACCCAGUUCAGUGGCUGCUGCCAGUAUUUUGGGUGUGGUCUGGUAUGUGGGCAGGGUUAGCAUGUGUUAUCGCCAAAUGGGUCGUCGUCGGAAAGAAGAAAGAUGGUGGGAGCGUGCUGAUAUGGGGAAAAGAAGUUUUCAUGGACACGAUAUGGCAGGCGUUCAGGACAUUAGUAGGGGAGUAUUUUAUGGAAAUGGUGAGUGGUUCGUUUUUGUUUACAGUGUGGAUGAAGAUGAUGGGAUCGGAGAUUGAUUUGAACCAAGGGGUUUAUGUGGACAGCAUGGGGGCGGUGUUGAACCCGGAGAUGGUGGAGAUAGAGGGCGGUGGAUGUGUGGGGCGGGAGGCACUGCUGUUUGGUCAUAUAUAUGAAGGUGAUGGUGGAAAGGUGAAGUUUGGGAAGAUUAGAAUUGGGGAAGAUGGAUUUGUAGGGAGUAGAAGUGUUGUUAUGCCAGGAGUGAAUGUGGAGAAUGGGGGCAGUCUUAGUGCACUCUCACUUGCAUUCAAGGGAGAAAUCAUCAAGUCAAAAUAGUUUUUGUUAUGUUAUAUGUGGUUUAAUAACAUUUACAUCAUAUAACUGAUGUAACAAAAUAAAACAUUUCACAUUUAUUAAACUAUCAAUACAAAACAUGUCCUGCAAGUGAUAUCAUGAAACAUGCCUCCUAGAUGCAGUUUUUAAUUAAA
Helianthus annuus (common sunflower) is the source of this 7343-nucleotide messenger RNA. RefSeq lists its product as uncharacterized. The record is from RefSeq and is a predicted model, not a curated record. Bases 271 to 7191 code for a protein of 2306 amino acids. Gene Ontology annotation, molecular function: catalase activity; heme binding. NCBI's taxonomy places the organism in Eukaryota, Viridiplantae, Streptophyta, Magnoliopsida, Asterales, Asteraceae. The transcript has 9 exons. Gene Ontology annotation, biological process: lipid biosynthetic process; response to oxidative stress.